Messenger RNA from Drosophila willistoni, 1555 nucleotides. Its product is annotated as G-protein coupled receptor Mth. The coding region runs from base 38 to 1555 and encodes 505 amino acids. Gene Ontology annotation, cellular component: membrane. The record is from RefSeq and is a predicted model, not a curated record. The transcript is spliced from 6 exons. Gene Ontology annotation, biological process: G protein-coupled receptor signaling pathway; cell surface receptor signaling pathway. Lineage: Eukaryota; Metazoa; Arthropoda; Insecta; Diptera; Drosophilidae. Gene Ontology annotation, molecular function: G protein-coupled receptor activity.
GCUAAUUACCAGUAAAGCGGUUUCAAUAGCAUUUUUAAUGCUGGCCACCAUUAAUGCCGCCUGGGCUGAAUUAGAUUGUGAUUACUUUGAUACAGUUGACUUAAGUGGCAUUCAGCCUGAUUCAAAUGGAUCCUAUUUAUAUGAAAACCUACUUAUACCCGGCGAGUUCACCGGUAAAUAUGAUUAUGAAUUAACGGGAGACGGUGAUGAACGGAUUCAAGUGGCCGAACAUAUACGAGGAUGUGCCUGCAAACUAAAGUCCUGUGUGCGAUUCUGUUGCCACCAUAAUCUAUUGUUAAUAAAUAGCGAGUGUCAAGGCAAUGUGAAUGAGAUAUUGGAGUAUGACCCCAAAUUAAAUAUAACUAUGGAGGAUGGUAGUGUUGCCGAGAAACAUGUCCUCAGCGAGUUUGUUGUACAACGGCAUCUACCUUUGCCUUGCCAGGAAACGGGAACUUAUUAUCUUGAUGAUCACGAUGAAGACUACAAAUGGUCGCUGUUUGAAAAUGGAACAUUUUUGCGUAAAUACGAUGGAGUCCUUUUUAAAAAGAGCCAAUAUUGCCUGCAGCCAUCUGAAUUGAAUAAAGAAAUUCGUCUUGUUCCCCACAAUUGUCAAAUAGCUUCGUCUUUAAAUCUCCAGGCAAAAAUAGCGAUUCCCAUAUCUUUGUUGUCCUUCUUAAUAACAAUCGGAGUGUACUUAUAUUUACCGAAGCUGCGUAAUCUUCAUGGAAAAUGCUUUGCUUGCUAUCUGGGUAGCCUUUUUGUUGGUUAUUUAAUGCUUUUACUGGAUACAUAUAAAGCACUUGUCUCUUACUUUUAUUUGUGUCUUAUAGCUGGUUAUGUGGGAUACUUUAGUAUCUUGGCUGCCUUCUUUUGGUUAAAUGUCAUGAGUCUUGAUCUGUGGAAUUCGUUUCGUGGUACCAAUGACAAUCGUUAUAGGGCAGGAAAUCGCUUUCUCGUUUAUAAUUUAUAUGCUUGGGGCGGUCCACUUUUAUUUACCAUAUUGAUAAGUAUUCUUGAUCAAGUCUUAUCAUCUGAUAAUACUGAUCUUAAUUGGAUUCCCGGAGUCUUCUAUAGUGGAUGCUGGAUUAAAACUUUUGAUUGGUCCGCCAUGGUGUAUUUCUAUGGACCCAUGUUGAUAUUGAUCAUAUUCAAUACAACAUUAUUUAUAUUGACUGCUUUUGAAAUAAUAAAGGUCAAGAAAGAGCUAAGGAACAUAGUGAAGCAUCACGAACGUAAACAAAAACUGAAUUCAGAUAAACAAAGAUACAGCUUCUUUUUACGUUUAUUCUUGUUAAUGGGAGUGUCUUGGAGUUUCGAAAUUGUUUCGUAUUUAGUGCAACACUAUGAUGUAUGGAGUUACAUCUUCCUAAUUGCCGAUAUAUUUCAUUACUCUCAGGGAGGGAUUAUUUUAUUAUUGUUUGUUUUGAAACGAAAUGUUUAUGAAUCAUGCCGCAAUCGAAUCCAAGGAAAAGAAAAAUCAAGUUCAGUACUUUCUCAGUCUAAUCGGGCUCUGCUGAAAAAUAAAUCAUCUACACAUAAGGAAACAUCUGUGUGA